Messenger RNA from Zymoseptoria tritici IPO323, 510 nucleotides. RefSeq lists its product as uncharacterized. Bases 1 to 510 code for a protein of 169 amino acids. The record is from RefSeq and is a predicted model, not a curated record. The transcript has a single exon. Lineage: Eukaryota; Fungi; Ascomycota; Dothideomycetes; Mycosphaerellales; Mycosphaerellaceae.
AUGCCAACCACGGAAAAGCUCCCAAAGUCCUUCUCCUCCCAAGCGAAACUCUACACCUGGCUCCUCCGCGCCUCCGACUCCGAGAUCAAGCGCUUGAAAGUCCUUACCCUCCGUUUGACAGACGUAGACCUCACUGCUCUCUUCGAAGAACCCAGUUCCCGCCCCUCCGCCGGAGAACCUCGCCGCAAUGCGUGGAGCCUUUACCAACAAGACCUGGCCAAGCUCGAUCGCGCCAUGCAAGCGUUGACAGGUCUGACGGACUUGACCAUUAUGCCGCCGGAGCAAAGGACUGCGUUGGUGAGAGGGAUGUACUUGACUGCAUUGGGGAUCGUGGCGGGGAGGUGUAAGGGUUUGAGGUGUUUGACUGUGAGGGACGAGGAGGGCGUGAGGGAGCACGUUCCCGGGUUGAAAGGGUUGGCGAAGGUGGUGCUUGAGGGAAAGGAGGUGGUGGUGAAGAAGGAGGUGAAGAGUGUGGUUGUUAAGGUGGAGGUGGAUGAGGAUGAGUGUUGA